AGAGGAGGGAGGAGGAGGAAGAAUCAGUCGGAACUCGAGCGCCGGCAGCGGUGGCGGAGGAGGAGGAGAAAGGAAGGAGGAAGGCGGAGCGGAGAGAGGCGGAGACGGAGCCCGACAGGGGCGGCACCACGGCUCCAGCUCCUCACCGUCCAGUGUGAGGGGAGCGGCGCGAGGAGGAGACGCCGCCGCAGCCGCAGCCACAGCCUAAUUCGUCCUUCGGGCCACGCCUGGGCCUUACCACCAGGAAGCUGCGGCCCCGCGGCUUCGCGUGGCGCGGUCUCAGGUUUCUUGACCUCCAGAAAGAAAAAAAAAAUUGACACUUUGCAUCCUGGAAGUGCAUUUAGAAGUCUGAAAUUAGAAACUUCUUUCAAAUUUGGACAUGGCUAAUCGAGGAGCAACAAGACCAAAUGGGCCAAACACUGGAAAUAAAAUAUGCCAGUUCAAACUAGUACUUCUGGGAGAGUCUGCUGUUGGCAAAUCAAGUCUAGUCCUUCGUUUCGUGAAAGGCCAGUUUCAUGAAUUUCAAGAGAGUACUAUUGGGGCUGCUUUUCUGACCCAAACUGUGUGUCUUGAUGACACAACGGUAAAGUUUGAAAUAUGGGAUACAGCUGGUCAAGAACGAUACCACAGCUUAGCACCAAUGUACUACAGAGGAGCACAAGCAGCCAUAGUUGUAUAUGAUAUCACAAAUGAGGAAUCCUUUGCAAGAGCCAAAAACUGGGUUAAAGAACUUCAGAGGCAAGCAAGUCCCAACAUUGUAAUAGCUUUAUCAGGAAACAAGGCUGAUCUAGCAAAUAAAAGAGCUGUAGAUUUCCAGGAAGCACAGUCCUAUGCAGAUGACAACAGUUUAUUAUUCAUGGAGACAUCAGCUAAAACAUCAAUGAAUGUAAAUGAAAUAUUCAUGGCAAUAGCUAAAAAGCUGCCAAAGAAUGAACCACAGAAUCCAGGAGCAAAUUCUACUAGAGGAAGAGGAGUAGACCUUACUGAACCUACACAACCAACCAGGAGUCAAUGUUGUAGUAACUAAACCUCCAGUUUGAACUAGCUGGAAUAUUCUGCUUCCUAAAUGUUAACAGCGGGAUUGGAGCAUUUAACCGGCCCAGUAUGACUUCCAAAAAGAAGAGACUUACGAUAAAGUCCAGUUUCUAAUACAGAAUUAUUUUAUGUGUUUUGAACUUAAUUUUUAAUAACAUGCAUGUAUCCCUCUAACUAAUGUUACAGCAAUAGAAAGGGAAGAUGAGAACUGUGUGUAUACUUGUUUCAUUGGAAGGUUACGAGGGAAUCAUUUGUCAUCAUUAGAGAUAAAGAUAAAUGACUGGAUCCACAGCUAACCAUCCAGUUUCUCCAAACUGGAGCAGUAGUCAUCUAUGUUAAAGAUUUAGAAAUUAUUAAUUUGGACUUUCGAAAAACAUUUUUAGGAUUCUCCAGAUGUUUAUGCUUAGCUGCAGUAUUCAGGCAAAUGAUAAUUUCUUUUAUCUAAAGUGUACAUUCCACAUUUUAAUAAUAAAUUAACCAUAAGAAUACCGUCCCACAUCUCCAGGAAGAAGAAGGAAAUUAGUGGCAUCAAAAUUAUAGCCAGUCCCGUUAUUUUUUUAAAUGGGGUAAAAAAGCAAAUGUAGCCCCAUCUUGUUUUAAGAGUAUAAAAACAGAUAAAUGCAAUUUAAUAAAUAGUGUUCUCUUCAUGUGAGCUCUUCAACAAAAAUGAAACAAACCAGGUGUCUGUGAUUUAUAUUUAAUCACUGCUGGCCAUUAUAUAGGUCUUGUUUGGGGAUAGGGAAGGGGCUUUUGUUCCCUUUGGAUAUAAAUAUAGUCAGUGCACUAACAAUUAUGUACAUUCAAACUUGAUUACUUUAAAUUUGAUUUCCAUCUGUACUGUAAAUAGGGUACUGCAUUGUCUCCAUAUGUUUAUUAUUUUUCUGUAAUAUUUAAGAAUUGCUUAAAGUAUACAAAAUGUACAGUUACUAAAACAGCUAAUUAUUUCUUCCUCCUUUGAAAGGAAGGGGCUUCAGUUGUUCCUCAUAACUAGAACCAUAAUAAACAAUGUACCUGUAAUUUGUAACAUAAAUAUUGCAUUGUUAGUAACAAUCUUGCAGCCUUGUUUUUCAAAGUCCAUUUUAUUUUAAUCAGUUCAGUAUAUUGCACUAAUUAUUUUAGGUCUUUUCAUUAUAUGAAAUCUACCAUGUGUCAGAGAUGAUUUAAUCUAUUUAAGUGUUGAACUGCUAGCAGAACUUGUACAUUUUACAGUAAUUCAGAAUUAGUAAGGAAAACAGUUCACCAGUGUUUAGUUUUAUAUUGAGGUGCUCAGGUUGGAAUAAAGUGGUAUAAAAAGCAAGUACUGGUUUUUCUCUUUUUUGGCAUAAAAUGGUGAACAUAUGUAAAUUAUAUUAUGUAACCUAAAAUCUACUUUUAUAUUUACUACUUUCUUAAAAUUAUUUACAUGGUAUUGAUGUAUCAUCCUAACAUCUGCUUCAUAAACGAAUUGCUUUGUGGCAUUAUAUUUUGGUUCUCUGGAUAAUUAGAACUUUAUAUUUUAUGGCAGCAAGUGAUAUUCACUUCCACUGAGAAAUAUUACCAUAACUGUAAUGUUGUCUCUGGAUCCAGCCUCUAAAGCAGCAUUUACAAGUUUAUGGCUAAUAUACUCAGCUGCACCUUCAUAGAAAUUUUUAGUGCCUAAUUCUUUUAUACUUGUUUGCUCAUCAUCUACACUUUCAAUUUCAUUCUCAUGACUAGUUGUUGGUGAAGAUAAUUCUUCAUUUUUCGGGUCAUCAAUACUAUAGUCAGACGAGUUUUUUGAAUUUGUGGUUGACACAUAUUCUUCAGAUUUGGAUUCACACUGAAACAAUAUGUGGAUAUCACUUUCAAAUUCAUUAUUACUUUUGUCACUGUUUGGAAGAAGCGGAGGCCCUGUAGAUGGUAGAGCUUCUAACUGUGUGAUUGAGGUGUAUGUUUCUUUAUACAUAUGAAACAUUGUUAUUACCAUUGCAGUGACUUCCUUUUUAUCCAAAACUUCCCAGAGUCCAUUAGUAGCUAAGAUAAGGAAUUGACAUAAGUCAUCCAUAGGAAUAGAAAUAGUUUGAGGUGCUGGGAUAAUGGAUUUUUUCAGUUUGAGAUUUCCAUGAAAUCCAAGUCCUCUUGUGGUUUUUAUUUGCCCUUCUAGGAGCCCAUACGGUUCAUUUGAACUGAUUACUGCUCCAGUCUGAAGUACUCUUCUUCUUUCUUUGAUGUUUCGAGUAGUAUGUUCUUUGGUUAGGCAAAAACCUUUCCCAUUUCUGCAUAAGACUGCUUGUACAUUACCUAAAAGAUAAUUUAAAAAUACAAAAAAUUUUGUCCUACAGAUUUAAUAACCAGUUGUGUCAAAGUAUACUGUUAGCUUUACUAAUUCUGUGAUUUCAAUGCUAAACAGAAAGGCCAUGUAAAAAUAUUUUUUUAUGAUAAGUUAGGUUUCAAACUGAGAAACAAGUUUUACUUUUUAAAAUUCUGGGUUUGGUAUUAAAAUAACUAAAACCACCAAUAAUUAAAAAUAAUUCCUAAAUCAAAGUUUUUUUUUUUAAUGAAACAGCUUCCGAAUAUUAUUUAUUUUAGAGUCAAGUUGAACUUUUUAAUAAUCAACGUAUAUUUCAUGCAACCGGGUUUUAUUUUUAAAAUGUUUAAAUAAAUGCUUCUUUAAUUAAAAACACCUUUGAUUUUUUUUUUUUUUAAGAAUAGAGUCUGACAGUUGUGUAACUGGUUGAAGUUAAAAUCUGAAUGUACAGUGGCAUUCUAACUUUCAUACCACUAUUAAUUUCAGUCUUACUAAGUUCCUUCAAUGUGUGCAAAAAAUAUGUAUCAUUAAUGUAUUAAAUGGAUAACAGGCAGCCACAACAUUGAAAUUAAACCCUUCAUUUGAAAACUGAAA
Messenger RNA from Marmota flaviventris (yellow-bellied marmot), 3895 nucleotides. RefSeq names its product RAB5A, member RAS oncogene family (gene Rab5a). The record is from RefSeq and is a predicted model, not a curated record. Gene Ontology annotation, molecular function: GTPase activity; GTP binding. NCBI's taxonomy places the organism in Eukaryota, Metazoa, Chordata, Mammalia, Rodentia, Sciuridae.